UCGUACUUCUUCCAAAAUGAAAACCGUCCUGUUGGUGAUUGCAGCUUUGGCUGUCGCUAGUGCUGAAUGGAUCGAUAUCGAUUGGUCCCAGGUUAAGCCGAUCGAAGAGUUCGACCAUUACUGGACUCGUAUUCCGGAGGAAUGGCAAUUCCUACGUAAACUGACACCAUCCCGCAGAAUCACCAAUGGACAGGAGGCCACUCCGGGUCAGUUCCCGUAUCAAAUCGCACUGCUCAGCACCUUCACCGGCGGUACCGGUUUGUGCGGAGGAUCCGUUUUGACCAACAACUUCAUUCUGACUGCCGCCCAUUGUGUCCAGAAUGCUCUAGGAGGAACCGUCAUUGCCGGAGCUCACAACCGUAACAAUGCUGAGGACACGCAGCAGAGAAUCACCUUCACUGCAGCUGGUAUCAGAAUCCACGAAGGAUAUACUUCAACCAACAUCAGAAACGAUAUUGCCGUUGUACAGUUGAGCAGCGCCCUCGUUUUCAACGAUCGUGUUCAGCCUGCAAGUAUUCCUUCUGCUGGUGAAAGCCGUACUUUCGCUGGAAUGACCGGAACUGUUUCUGGAUUUGGACGUACCUCCGAUGCCAGCCAGGCCACAUCCGCUGUGGUUAUGUUCACGAGCAACCCAAUCAUGACCGAGGCUGAUUGUCUGACAAGCUGGGGCAAUAACGCUAACAUCAUCCAGGCUCAGAACAUUUGCCUUUCCGGCGAAGGUGGACGCUCAUCAUGCAAUGGAGAUUCCGGUGGUCCUUUGACCGUUGCUGACGGUGGCUCCCUGCAGGUCGGUAUUGUCUCGUUCGGAUCGGCCGCUGGCUGCUCGAUUGGAAUGCCGUCGGUGUACGUCCGUGUGACGUUCUUCCGCGACUGGAUCGUGCAGAACUCCGAUUUCUCGUAAAAGGUUUUGUUCUAUCGGCAUAAAAUAAAGUAAGAUUGUAGUAAUGUAUA
This is a messenger RNA of Wyeomyia smithii (pitcher-plant mosquito), 951 nucleotides long. Its product is annotated as brachyurin-like. The transcript has a single exon. Lineage: Eukaryota; Metazoa; Arthropoda; Insecta; Diptera; Culicidae. Gene Ontology annotation, biological process: proteolysis. The coding region runs from base 17 to 901 and encodes 294 amino acids. Gene Ontology annotation, molecular function: serine-type endopeptidase activity. The record is from RefSeq and is a predicted model, not a curated record.